This is a messenger RNA of Lathyrus oleraceus (garden pea), 2046 nucleotides long. RefSeq lists its product as uncharacterized. The transcript is spliced from 3 exons. Bases 1 to 2046 code for a protein of 681 amino acids. The record is from RefSeq and is a predicted model, not a curated record. Gene Ontology annotation, molecular function: nucleic acid binding; zinc ion binding. NCBI's taxonomy places the organism in Eukaryota, Viridiplantae, Streptophyta, Magnoliopsida, Fabales, Fabaceae.
AUGUCUAGUCCACCUUCACUUAGAACAACAGCUUUAACUGUUCAGAUCACAACCAUGCGUGACAAUUUUGAAAGAUUGUUAAGAGAACAAGGUGAACAACUUCAACAAAGAAUUGAUGAGUUGGAAAGGAGGCCCCAAAAUUCUAAUGAUGGUAGUGGUGAUGAGGAGGAAAGAAGACGUAGAAGGAGACAAGGGGGAGAUAAUUUGAGGGGCAUAAAAAUUAAAGUUCCAACUUUUGUUGGGAAGAGUGACCCGGAGGCAUAUCUAGAAUGGGAGACUAAACUUGAACAAAUUUUUAAUUGUCACAAUUAUUCUAAUCUUGAAAAAGUGCAGGUUGCUUCUAUUGAGUUCAAGGAGUAUGCCUUAGUUUGGUGGGAUCAAUUGACCAAAGAUAGAAGGAGGUAUGCAGAACGACCAAUUGAUACUUGGGAAAAGAUGAAAAGAAUCAUGAGGAGAAGGUUUGUCCCUUCCUAUUAUCAUAGGGAAUUGCACAACAAAUUGCAAAGACUCACUCAAGGUUCUAAAAGUGUUGAAGAAUAUUUCAAGGAGAUGGAAGUUCUAAAAAUUAGAGCUAAUGUAGAGGAGGACGAUGAAGCAACUAUGGCUAGAUUUCUCCAUGGUCUAAAUCAUGACAUUAGUGACAUAGUGGAACUUCAUGACUAUGUUGAAAUGGAUGAAUUGGUACACCAAGCUAGCAAACUAGAACAACAACUCAAAAGAAAGAGCCAAGCAAGGAGAAAUUCCACCACUUUCAAUUCUCAAAGUUGGAAGGACAAAACAAAGAAGGAGGGUGCUUCAUCAUCUAAGGAAGCCACGGUUGAAAACAAAGGUAAAACUAUUACAUCUUCUUCUUCAAGUGUUUCAACUAACAAAAGUGUUAAGUGUUUCAAGUGUCAAGGCCAAGGACAUAUUGCAUCUCAAUGUCCAACAAAGAGAACUAUGCUUAUGGAAGAAAAUGAAGAAAUUGUUGAAGAGGAGGAUGGUGAUUAUGAUGAGGAGUUUGAAGAAGAAAUACCUAGUGGAGAUUUACUCAUGGUGAGAAGAAUGUUGGAAAGCCAAAUAAAGGAGGAGGAUACAAGUCAAAGAGAAAACCUUUUUCAUACAAGAUGCUUUGUGCAAGGAAAGGGAUUUAAAGAAUUGUUUCCGGAAGAGGUGCCAAGUGGUUUACCACCUAUAAGAGGAAUUGAACAUCAUAUUGAUCUCAAUCCAAGAGCAUCUUUGCCUAAUAGGCCAGCAUAUAGAAGCAAUCCACAACAAACUCAAGAGAUACAAAGGCAAGUUGCUGAAUUGAUAAGUAAAGGAUGGGUAAGAGAAAGUUUAAGUCCUUGUGUUGUCCCUAUUAUUCUAGUCCCUAAAAAGGAUGGUAGUUGGAGGAUGUGCACUGAUUGUAGGGCCAUUAACAAUAUUACCAUUAAAUAUAGGCAUCCUAUUCCUAGACUAGAUGAUUUGCUUGAUGAAUUGUUUGGUGCAUGCUUAUUUUCUAAAAUUGAUUUGAAAAAUGGAUAUCACCAAAUUAGAAUAAGGGAAGGGGAUGAAUGGAAAACUGCUUUUAAAACAAAAUUUGGUUUCAAGAACUUAGAUGAUUAUUGCAUUCAUUUAAAGGCUGUUUUGCAAGUGCUAAGAUAUGAAAAUUUGUAUGUCAACCUAGAAAAAUGUGUCUUUUGCACCGAUCAUGUGAUUUUCUUAGGUUUCAUUGUAAGCUCUAAAGGAGUCCACGUUUAUGAGGAAAAGGUGAAAGCCAUUCGAGAGUGGCCUCCUCCCAAAAAUGUAAGUGAGGUAAGAAGCUUUCAUGGUUUGGCUAGUUUUUAUAGGAGGUUUGUGAAGGACUUUAGUACCUUGGCAGCACCCCUCAAUGAAAUUGUUAAAAAGGAUGUUGGUUUUAAAUGGGGUGAAAAACAAGAGCAAGCCUUUGCUGCUCUAAAGGAAAAGCUCACCCAAGCACCAAUUCUUGCAUUGCCUAAUUUUUCUAAAUCUUUUGAAAUUGAAUGUGAUGCAUCUAAUGUGGGAAUUGGAGUUGUUUUGUUGCAGGAAGGUGUCAUACGGUGA